UGAAAGGCUUUUUGAAUCAGGGCAUGUCAUUGGCAUACAUAUGAUAUGUAUACUCGUUAUUGAAGCACUUUUAAGCACAUAAAGGCACAAGACUGAGAGGACCAAAAAUAAGAAGUUAAUGCAUGACAGAGAAUAGAGAUUGGUUUAUUGAAGGAGAAAGCAGCCAAAAAAAAAAGUUUGAUGUGAAGUGAAAGUUGCUCCUACAAAGGGAUAAACACAGGUUUUAAAUUUAAUUGGUGGAGUUCCAAUCAGCUUCAAGUGUUCUGUUGUGUGUGGUGUGUCAGCAAGCUAGACCUACCCAUAUAUCUCUCUCUCUCUUUCUCUCUCAUCUUCUUACUACUUUUUUUUAUUUAUUACCAAACCCAAAAGCAUUUGUAGCGAGUCUAUUCUUUCCUUAUAUAGCAUCAAACCUCUGCUCCCACUUCUGAGAAAAAUCUAGGCUUUUAUGCUUUUUUCAUAUGCAAUUCCAGAUAUAUAGCUAUUGAUCUGAGACAGAAGGUGAGAGAGCGAAAGAGACAAUUGAAGGGAACAAAACCAUCAUCACCUGAAAAAUUAUAUUCCCUCUUUGCCCUUCAUGGAUUCUUCCAGUGGAAAGCCAAGGCCAUCUGAUUCUUCAUGCAUCGUUUCUGCAUCCACCACUCUUCCAUUUCCAACAAAGCUGAGCCUAGAUAAUUACAACAUAUAUGCAGAAUCAGCACAAGCAGAAGAGAAUUAUGAUCAAAAAGCAGGAGAGAAAGGUAUAAGGCUUGACCUUAAGCUAGCAGGAUAUGCUUCUAGCCAACCAGAGCUCAAUCAAGAACUCAAUCUCCUCGACUGCUUAGAGGCAAGUGUAGUCACUCCGAGUUUUAACGGGUCAAGUUCCACUGAACAGAAGCUCUUCUCAUGCAACUACUGUCAAAGAACAUUCUACAGCUCACAGGCGCUUGGUGGUCACCAAAAUGCUCACAAAAGAGAGAGGACUUUGGCAAAGCGAGGGCAACGGAUGGCAUCUGCCGCAGCUUUCGGGCAUCCAUAUGGUUUUGCUCCGUUCCCCUUCCAUGGACAGUACAGCAACAGAUCCUUAGCUAUUCAGGCGCACUCAAUGAGUCACAAACCAAGUUCCUAUAACGUUUUUGGUGGUGAGUAUGGUCAGAUCAACUGGUCAAGGAUACCACUCGUUCAGCAACCAGCCAUAGGUAAACUACCUUCAACAGAGAAUCAUUAUAAUCAUCAUCAGAUGAUGAUUGCUCCACCGUUGACUUCCACAUGGGAAAACAUGGGUAGGUUCGAUGUAGGAAGGAUUCCAGUAGAGUAUCCAACUCCAGAAUUAUGGCGGAGAGGCGGGGAAUUGUUGAAGCCUGCUGAAGAAGAGCAGCAGAAGAACCUUGAUUUGUCCCUUAAGCUCUGAGAUUCUUUUCUUUUCUUUUUUGGGUUUUGCUCUGAAACUGUUUUUCUCGAGCCAAGCCUCUGCUCGAGUUUCCUUUGUACUGGUUUUUUUUUUUUUUUUUGUCAUUGAUACCUUCACCAGUAUUAUCCAAGGGUUAGUACUCUUGUGAGUAUAUUUUUUUCUACCAUAGUUCUGUGAUGUACAUCUUUCCACAUUUCAACAAGUACGAGUUUUAAACUAGA
This is a messenger RNA of Camelina sativa (false flax), 1608 nucleotides long. The record is from RefSeq and is a predicted model, not a curated record. Lineage: Eukaryota; Viridiplantae; Streptophyta; Magnoliopsida; Brassicales; Brassicaceae.